CAUGUACCAGCUGAUUCUACAGAAACAGAAGGAGGAAGAAGAAAAUAAGUCGAAGAAAUCCCGGAAAUCCCGAAUCAGCUCUCGCCUGGUCAUUGACGUGAAGAAAUACGAGCCAGAAGAUUUCCGAAAGAUUGUCCAGUUCAUCCAUUGUGGAGCAGUUGACGUCACUGCCAAAAAUGUCACAGGUCUUUUGUGUGGAGCAAGCCAGUUUAAACUCAUGGACCUUAAAGUGGCAUGCUGGGAUUUCAUCACGCGGUGUUUCAAGUCUGAAAACGGAUCCAUAGCAGCGAUCCGGAAAGGUGCUCAUCAGUACAGCCAUCAUAAAACAGCUGGCAAGCUCUUAUCUAAGGUCAGUUGGAGGUCAAAUUACGAACUAUUGGAUCUUAUCCACUCAUGAUUAUUAUUAAUUUUUUUUUCAUUUACCUCUCUUCACGAUAAUUCCCUUUUUGAACUGAUUCUAUUUUGCAAACACUCGUAUUGUCGCCAUUUUGGACUGCGAUCAAAGUUUUUGGACUACUAUGUUUACUGU
This is a messenger RNA of Mizuhopecten yessoensis (Yesso scallop), 529 nucleotides long. Its product is annotated as serine-enriched protein-like. Gene Ontology annotation, molecular function: protein binding. NCBI's taxonomy places the organism in Eukaryota, Metazoa, Mollusca, Bivalvia, Pectinida, Pectinidae. The record is from RefSeq and is a predicted model, not a curated record. Bases 2 to 397 code for a protein of 131 amino acids. The transcript is spliced from 2 exons.